AUGAACAGUCACGAGCUCGUAGCCGAGCCGCGAGUAGAUGACGCCGUAAAUUUGUCCGUGGAGGGCUGCGCCUAUUGCCAUGAUCAAGUAGUGCUUCGGGAGGGACAGCUCGGCAAAGUUGUGGGAUCCGAUUGCGCACGCGGACAGGUUGAAGCCGCACGAGUGGAUGAAAGCGGCGACGCAGCCCGGCUCGGUCGGGGGUUUCGAGAGGACGCAUCUGUCAGGAACGAUUCGUGGAGUAGGGGGAGGGGGAUUUUCUUGGCGAGCUCCGGGUUCCAGAGGUGGCAGUCGUCGGUGAGCGGGUCGGCCAUGGUCAGCCAGCCGUGGUUGGAGCCGAGCACGCGCCUGCCGGAGAAAUUGGAGAUGGAGGCGGUGCAGGACCAGUUGCCCGAGAGGCUGUAG
This is a messenger RNA of Striga asiatica, 402 nucleotides long. NCBI's taxonomy places the organism in Eukaryota, Viridiplantae, Streptophyta, Magnoliopsida, Lamiales, Orobanchaceae. The record is from the annotation of a GenBank genome assembly.